Schistosoma intercalatum is the source of this 1023-nucleotide messenger RNA. The record is from the annotation of a GenBank genome assembly. NCBI's taxonomy places the organism in Eukaryota, Metazoa, Platyhelminthes, Trematoda, Strigeidida, Schistosomatidae.
GGAUGGUAGAACGUUUUCACCGUCAGAUAAAAACCGCCCUUAUAUCUCACUCAAACCCCAAUCAGUGGACAGAAUUCCUACCAUUAGUUAUGUUGGGAAUACGAACAUCUGUCAAAACUGACGCACAGUGUUCAGCUGCGGAACUGGUUUUCGGAACAACUCUGAGACUACCAGGUGAAUUUAUUAACCCCAAUACUAACAGUCAAAAACUUAAUUUAGGAAACUACGUAGAUCAACUACGGGACCAUAUGUCCAAACUUAAGCCAAUUAAUACUCGCGAACAAUCGCGUGCCGUAUAUGUACCUACAGACCUAAGCAAUUGCACGCACGUCUGGAUAAGAUGUGACAAAAUAAAAGCACCACUUAGCCCUCCAUUUGAAGGUCCUUUCAAAGUCGUCUCAAGAAAAUCUAAAUAUUUCGUGAUAGAAAAACAUGGAAACAUCGACACAGUAAGUAUUGAUAGGCUAAAGCCGGCUUAUCUAGAUCAUGAACCACCAUACGUGUUGUUAGAUCGUUUAACUGACAAAUCCAUUACGGAAUCGAAAUGUAAAGAUAAUAAAUCUUUGCAAAUGACUAAAACGGUUCGCUGGGCACAUCCAAUUAGUCAGUCAAGGAUGUUGACAGUUUCGGCUGCAGGAUAAAAUCUAACCACGCAGCUAAUCACACCCUGCAUCUACUUAAAAAUAUUUUUUUCCUCAUUCCGCCUCACCGACAACUCCCCAGACCUUUUACCUUUGAUAUAUACGUGUUAUGUUAAAUUUUUUUUUAAAUACUGGACACAUAAGGUAGGUAUUCCGAAACGGUGGCUGAGGAUUUUAAUCAAACUCAUACAACUAACACUGGCAAAUACAACGAAUUCAAAAAGCAACCCAGGCGAGUUUUAUAAUUUCUUUUUCUGGUUAAUUAACUAUGUUGGCUGUACUUCUUAUAUAUUUAUAUACAUUUUUCACGUAGACUGGGUAUACAUAUAUACCAUAUGAACUACUUCUAAAAGUUUUCGGUUGAGGAUAUGUUUAGUAGCUU